UUAUCAAGAAGUCUGGCAUCAAAAUGGAGGAGAGAUAUAGUACAAUAGUCAGGGAUGCAUCGAUCAGUCUCCAGCGGGCUAACACAUCGGUGGAGGAAAAGGAGGCAGAAACAGGAACACUCACGGCUUGGGGGCGGACACAUUAAGAAUCAAACCCUAUUGUACUUGCUCUUCCAAUUCUCUUCAAUCCUGCUUGGGGGGUCCUGUUAGAACUUCAGUCAUGGAGGUUCACAUAGCGGCUGCAGCCGUAGCAUUUGUAAAGCGUGGCUCGCCGCCCCCUGUUGAGUCCUCUACAAAGCCAAUUCCUUCAUCGGACAGCGCAAUUAAAUGCCUCCCCGAGGGGCUGCAGGUGUGCAUUGUGGGUGCUGGAAACUGGGGAACCACCAUUGCAAGAAUCAUUGGCAGCAAUGUCAUGAAUUCUAAAACAUUUGACAACAAAGUGAAACUCUGGGUAUUUGAAGAGAUAGUUGAUGGAAGGAAACUGUCAGAUAUCAUCAAUGAGGAACAUGAGAAUAAGAAGUACUUGCCAGGAUACAAGUUAACUCCUAACGUGGUGGCUGUUCCAGAUUUGAUGAAAGCAGUAGACAAUGCUGACAUCCUCCUGUUCAUCUUACCCCAUGAAUUCAUCCAGAAAAUCUGCUGUGAGAUAGCAGGUCAUUUGAAGCCUGGGGCAUUUGGAAUCUCCCUCAUCAAGGGAAUUCAUGAAAGUCCUGGGACCUUGAAGCUGACCUCUCACAUCAUCCAAGAGAUGCUUGGCAUUGAAAUAAGUGUGCUAAUGGGGGCUAACAUCGCUAAUGAAGUAGCUGAUGAGAAAUUCUGUGAAGCCACCAUCGGAUGCACAAACAAGACACAUGGGAAGAUCUUUAAGGAAUUAUUUGAAACACUCAACUUCCGAAUGACUGUAGUGGAAGAUGAUGAAACUGUGGAGCUCUGUGGAGCACUGAAAAAUAUUGUGGCCCUUGGAGCCGGCUUCAUUGAUGGCUUGGGUUACGGGGACAACACUAAAGCAGCCGUCAUUCGCCUGGGAUUCAUGGAAAUGAUAAAGUUUGCAAAGAUUUUCUGCAAGAGGCCUGUCCACCUGAGCACCUUCCUGGAAAGCUGCGGCAUCGCCGACCUCGUGGCCACCUGCUAUGGGGGUCGAAGCAGGAAAGUGGCCGAAGCCUUUGCACGAACAGGAAAGUCCCUUGAAGAGUUAGAAAAAGAGAUACUUAAUGGACAAAAGCUCCAGGGGCCUCCAACUGUCAGAGAACUAUACAAGAUCCUGAAAAAGAAAAACAUGGAUGAGGAGUUUCCAUUAUUUGUCUGCAUCUAUGAAAUAUGCUGUGACGGAAAAUCAGUUAAUGAUUUCAUCUGUUGCCUGCAGACUCAUCCAGGACAUGAAGGUCUUACAAAAGACUAGGAUAAUUCCAUCCGUUCUAAUCAUUAAUAAAGGGAGAUAAGGC
Vombatus ursinus (common wombat) is the source of this 1442-nucleotide messenger RNA. RefSeq names its product glycerol-3-phosphate dehydrogenase [NAD(+)], cytoplasmic-like. The record is from RefSeq and is a predicted model, not a curated record. Gene Ontology annotation, biological process: carbohydrate metabolic process; glycerol-3-phosphate catabolic process. Gene Ontology annotation, cellular component: cytosol; glycerol-3-phosphate dehydrogenase (FAD) complex. The transcript is spliced from 9 exons. Gene Ontology annotation, molecular function: protein homodimerization activity; NAD binding; glycerol-3-phosphate dehydrogenase [NAD(P)+] activity. NCBI's taxonomy places the organism in Eukaryota, Metazoa, Chordata, Mammalia, Diprotodontia, Vombatidae. The coding region runs from base 221 to 1399 and encodes 392 amino acids.